Messenger RNA from Heterostelium album PN500, 162 nucleotides. RefSeq lists its product as uncharacterized. The record is from RefSeq and is a predicted model, not a curated record. The transcript has 3 exons. NCBI's taxonomy places the organism in Eukaryota, Evosea, Eumycetozoa, Acytosteliales, Acytosteliaceae. The coding region runs from base 1 to 162 and encodes 53 amino acids.
AUGAAAAUGACAACAUGUAGAACAUAUUGGAGUUUUACUGUUGUUGGCGAAAAUGAUAUUUGUGUUGAUUUACAUCAUCAUUAUCACCAUCAAGAAAUGAUAUGUAAAGUUCCAACUCUAAUGUUAAAUGAAAUCGAAGAUGGUGUAAAAUCAACACGAUAA